Osmerus eperlanus (European smelt) is the source of this 1905-nucleotide messenger RNA. RefSeq names its product mitochondrial fission factor homolog A-like. The coding region runs from base 190 to 1032 and encodes 280 amino acids. Lineage: Eukaryota; Metazoa; Chordata; Actinopteri; Osmeriformes; Osmeridae. The transcript is spliced from 7 exons. Gene Ontology annotation, biological process: positive regulation of mitochondrial fission. Gene Ontology annotation, cellular component: peroxisome; mitochondrial outer membrane. The record is from RefSeq and is a predicted model, not a curated record.
AACGUAGACCCUAUAAAUACCGGAUGCUAAUCAGCGCCUAGCAUUGAUGCGCCAGACCCCUAUUGGCUAUCCGUCACAUUGCACAGUUUAUGUGAUGUGUUUUGGCUGAUGUACGGGGAAGCAUUUGGUCAAAUUAAGAUACCAACAGAUAGAGGACGAUAGACAAAAAACGUUACAAUAUUCGGCCAGAUGAGUGUUGGGACAGUGUACCCUGCUGCGGACGAGGCAGAGAUGAGCCGUAUCCACUACGAGCUGGAGUACACGGAGGGCAUCAGCCAGCGCAUGCGUAUCCCCGACACCCUGAAGAUGGGGCCAGAGGGCCAGGCAGGGGGGCUUUCCCCAGGGGCUCUGGCCCUCCACCCUGCCCUGAUGCACGUGCCCGAGAGGAUCGUGAUCUCAGGGGACGAUGUGGACUCGCGCUACUCCCGGCCCAGAGACCUGGACUUGAUCCAGGCCACGCCUCCGCUGGACCUGCUGGGCAUGAAGGCUCCUCCCCGGGUCCUCACACUGACGGAGCAGCCGCUGGACUCCCUGGAGACGGACCCCGCGCCCCCGGCCCCCACGCACCGCACGGCUCACUCCAGGUCGAGGAAGGAACGUAGUGCCACUGAGAGCCCAACUGUCCGUCACAGCAGCCCCGCCCACAGAGCAGACACCAGCGUGACCCCGUCCCCCGCGGCCCCUGUGCGGGUGUGCCCCCCCCUGUGCACCCCGGAGGAUGGAUCCCCCCUCUACUCAGCUGGGGGGGUGAUGUCCUACAUCCAGGCCACCACACGCCGGGCCUACCAGCAGGUCCUGGAGGCCCUGGAGGACGGACACCGCAGGGCCCAGCUGGACAUGACCUUGGAUAUGACCCCUGAUGACUCCGGAUUGGUGGAUGCUUCAACACUACGACGACAGAUCGUGAAGCUGAACCGGCGCCUCCAGCUCCUGGAGGAGGAGAACAAGGAGCGUUCCAGGAGAGAGCUGCUGCUCUACUCCGCCACCGUGGCCUUCUGGCUCCUCAACACGUGGGUCUGGUUCCGACGCUAGAGCCACCGUGCGGAACUGGCAGGACCGGGGUUCUGGGGUACGAGGUCGGCAGAACUAGCUACCUCCCCACCCUCUUCAGAUCGUCAUCAUCAAGUGUCAAAGUUUAUAUCUAAAUCUAGAGAUGCCAUAGCAUGUGUCUGAAUGUCUUUACCAUAGCCCCACUCCCCUUUUAGGGUCUAGAACCCCCCUCUCCCCUCCCACUUAUGGGGAGUGGGGAUUCUAGAAUUUACAGGGGGGCAUUCUAGAGCUGAUAGAAUCCCCCCUCCCUGUAAAUUCUACAACCCCCCCCCCCCAAUGAGUUCUAGAAUCCCCCGUCCUCAUAUAGGGUCCAGACCCACCCCUACCCCCUGUAAGGUCUAAAACUGACCCCCUCCCUGAUAGGGUCCAGAACCCCCAUUUCACCCCUGCCCUCCAUCACCCUGUUAUUACAAUAACUGAAGGGUGUUUGAGUUUUAGGUAAUAUGACUCUCAUCUUACCUCUGUUAUUUCCUUCAGUCUCCUGUUUGUCUGAAUGGAAUUACAGCACAGGUUUGUCUCUGUAUGAAGGGAGUAGCACUGUUUGAAUGUUGUUAUAGUAUUACGGUCCUUUCUGUUUAGAAUCUAAAUAUCAUAUUUUUAUGGAAUAUUGCAAUAAAUAUGCAUAUGGAGUUGUAUGUAUCAUAAAAUAAUAUAUUUCAUCAUAUUAUCGACUGGAAACUAUUAUGCCAAAUGUGAUGGCUGUCUAUUCUGUUUUGCUUUAUUAAGCACAGAGACUGCCCUGUACCUGCCCUGCCAAGAUGCAGUCUGACGUUUCAUAUUUAUUUAUUAUUUGUAAUGUAUCGAUAUAUCAUUUGUAAAUAUUUACUGUAUUAAAUUCUAGGUGGUUGAAGUCUA